Messenger RNA from Drosophila montana, 804 nucleotides. RefSeq names its product Glutathione S transferase S1 (gene GstS1). The coding region runs from base 1 to 750 and encodes 249 amino acids. The record is from RefSeq and is a predicted model, not a curated record. The transcript has 4 exons. NCBI's taxonomy places the organism in Eukaryota, Metazoa, Arthropoda, Insecta, Diptera, Drosophilidae. Gene Ontology annotation, biological process: glutathione metabolic process. Gene Ontology annotation, molecular function: glutathione transferase activity.
AUGGCCGACGAAGCACAAGCACCACCAGCUGAGGCUGCACCACCAGCAGAGGGUGAGGCUGCACCACCAGCCGAUGGCGAGGCAGCACCAGCAGCCGAUGGCGAGGCCGCACCACCCGCCGAGCCCGCCGAGCCGAUCAAGCACAGCUACACCCUCUUCUAUUUCAACGUGAAGGCCCUCGCCGAGCCGUUGCGCUAUCUGUUCGCCUAUGGCGGCAUCGAGUACGAGGAUGUGCGCGUCACCCGCGACGAAUGGCCAGCCCUAAAGCCGACCAUGCCCAUGGGCCAGAUGCCGGUGCUGGAGGUGGACGGCAAGCGUGUGCAUCAGAGCAUCUCGAUGGCUCGUUUCCUGGCGAAGACAGUCGGCUUGUGCGGCGCCACGCCCUGGGAGGAUCUGCAGAUCGACAUUGUGGUUGAUACCAUCAAUGACUUCCGUCUAAAAAUUGCAGUCGUCUCGUACGAGCCCGAGGAUGAGAUCAAGGAGAAGAAGCUGGUCACCCUCAAUGCCGAGGUCAUUCCAUUCUAUCUGGAGAAACUGGAGCAGACCGUCAAGGACAACGACGGCCAUCUGGCUUUGAGCAAGCUCACCUGGGCCGAUGUUUACUUUGCCGGCAUCACCGACUACAUGAACUACAUGGUCAAGCGUGAUCUGCUGGAGCCAUAUCCUGCUCUGCGCGGCGUCGUCGAGGCCAUCAAUGCCCUGGAGCCCAUCAAGGCUUGGAUCGAGAAGCGUCCCGUUACCGAGGUCUAAAGUGAAGAGCUAACAACAAAUGAAAAAAAAAAAAACAGCAGCAAGCCGGCAGAA